Aedes albopictus (Asian tiger mosquito) is the source of this 779-nucleotide messenger RNA. RefSeq lists its product as uncharacterized. NCBI's taxonomy places the organism in Eukaryota, Metazoa, Arthropoda, Insecta, Diptera, Culicidae. The coding region runs from base 120 to 779 and encodes 219 amino acids. The record is from RefSeq and is a predicted model, not a curated record. The transcript has 2 exons.
UACGACUAAAAUCGUAUGCUGAAAAAAUAAACGCACUUAUCGGCAACACUGCUGACCAGCGAAAAUCAUAAACAUAAACAAAAUUAGCUGUGCUGCUCAAACAAAAAAAGCAUCGGAUCAUGCCGCGAGUGUCCAAAAAACGAAGAGCAGCAAUCCUGCGGUGCAGCCAGAGGAAGAAGAGGGCAGCGGACAAUCACCCGGACCAGAUCCGCACGUCUGCGGCACCGGUGGACCCUGAUUUGUUGGCAAUUGAGCAGCCAGACGGAUCAAUUGAAGAUGACUACCUGGAAUAUGAAACGCCGAGCCUCCCUUCGUUCUUGCCAGAUUCUGAUUCAGAACCAAAUAUUCCGCUACCUCCGGAUGACGCAGACGACACACCAUCAAACGAGCGACUGGAUGCCCAUGCAAACAGUAUUGCGAAUUUACCGCCAACGGAUUAUGAUCAGUUGUCGCUGCCAGAACUACCGUCUGUCGAUAUGUUUGAGGUUCUGUGGUCGGAAAACAAUCCAUUGGACUUCCCAGAUGAUCUACCUAUCGAGCCGUCUUCGGUACCGUCAGGCUUCGUAUGUACUGAUACGCCAUAUGAUGACAACUUUAUUGACGACUGGCAUGCCCUUCGGGAUACUCCGCUAUUGCAAAAUGAUGGGGGAGUUGACGGAAAAUCAGCGAGUAGCUUCGAUGCGGAUUUCUCCAGGGAUGUGCGUGUUGAGCCUGUUCUUGCUACUACACUUGACUCCACUUUGUGUGGUUACUAUUUUGUAGUACAAUUUUACAACUAG